AUGGCGACCAAGAGCAUCGAGAUCCCGCCCUUUGCGGCCACGGAUCUCAAGAGCGUGUCGGCCAAGUGCAACACGGCUGCCGCGGCCUUCCGCACCAAUCGCACCAAGGACCUCGCGUACCGCAAAACGCAGCUGCGGAAGCUCUACUGGGCCACCAUCGACUACACGCCCCAGCUCAUCGAGGCCCUGCGCCGCGACCUCAACAAGUCUGCGUACGAGUCUAGGAUGACCGAGAUUGACUUUGUCACAAACGACUGUCUCUUCUUGCUGUCGCAGCUCGACAAGCUGGCCGCCGACGAGAAGCUGGGCUCGCCCGACAUCGGCCUCAGCUUUUACGCGGCCGGCCUGCGCACCCGCAAGGAGCCGCUGGGCGCUGUCCUGAUCAUUGGUGCCUACAACUACCCGGUCAACCUGCUUCUGUGCCCGCUGGUCGGCGCCAUUGCGGCCGGCUGCACCGCCGUGGUCAAGCCGUCCGAGGUCGCACCCAACGUCGCCAUGGUCCUCAAGGAGCUGAUUGAGUCGGCUCUGGACCCGGAGGCCUAUUCGGUCGUCAACGGCGCCGUGCCCGAGACGACGGCGCUGCUCGACUUCCGCGACCCCGGCGAGCUGGGCCAGAUUGACGGCGAGGAGCGCGGCUGGGGCAAGAUCUUCUACACGGGCGGCCGCCAGGUGGCCCGCAUUGUCGCCGCCAAGGCGGCGCAGACGCUGACGCCCGUGACGCUCGAGCUGGGCGGCCGCAACCCGGCCUUUGUGACGGCCAACGCCGACCUCGCCCUGGCGGCACGCCGUCUGCUGUGGGGCAAGACGCUGGGCGCCGGCCAGGUCUGCAUGUCGGCCAACUACAUUCUGGUGCAGCGCGACGUCGUCGACGCCUUCAUCCAGGGCUUGAAGGACGCGCACAAGAAGACGUUCCCCAACGGGGCGCGCAACAGCGAGCUGGCGCAUAUCGCCAACGAGCGCCACUUUGCGCGCAUCAAGAAGAUGCUCGACGACACCAAGGGCAAGAUUGUCCUGGGCGGCGAGAUGGACCAGAAGACGCUCUUCAUGGAGCCUACGUGCGUCCUCGUCGACUCGGUCGAGGACCCCAUGAUUCAGCAGGAGAGCUUCGGCCCCAUCUUCAGCAUCCUGCCCGUGGACUCGCUGCCCAGCGCCAUCCACAUUGCCAACCAAGUCGAUCCCACGCCGCUGUCUCUGUACACGUUUGGCAGCAAGGCUGAGAACGAGAAAGUACUGCGCGAGGUCAACUCGGGCGGCGCGUCCAUCAACGACUCCUUCAUGCACGGCUCGCCCAACACCGUGAGCUUUGGCGGUGUUGGCCACUCCGGCACCGGCGCCUACCGCGGCCGCGCCUCUUUUGACGUGUUCACACACCGCCGCACCGUCGCCGAGACCCCGUCCUGGAUGGAGGGCCUGCUGCGCGUGCGCUACAUGCCGUACGACUGGAGCAACCGCCGCAUGGUGGACUUCUUGGCGGCCAAGCCCAACUUUGACCGCAACGGCAAUGUCAACAAGGGCCUGGGAUACUGGUUACGCCUUGUGCUUGGCCUCGGCAGCCGCAACGCCCAAGAGCCUAGCGCCACGCCGGUGACCAACGGCCACGCCUGA
Molecule: messenger RNA, 1605 nt
Organism: Sporothrix brasiliensis 5110
Lineage: Eukaryota; Fungi; Ascomycota; Sordariomycetes; Ophiostomatales; Ophiostomataceae
Product: aldehyde dehydrogenase (NAD(P)+)
Exons: 3
Coding region: 1-1605 (534 amino acids)
Biological process (GO): aldehyde metabolic process
Cellular component (GO): cytoplasm
Molecular function (GO): aldehyde dehydrogenase (NAD+) activity
Source: RefSeq, a predicted model, not a curated record